AUUAGAGGGUGCUCCUUCAUAGGCAAUGGCCAGCAAAAUUGCUACAUACUCCUGGGGAUCAUCAAUUGAUGGUCAGCUGGGCAUCGGUAAUUGUGGCGGUCAGACCCGUCAAGAGGUGGCCAAAGAAGUUACCACCCUGUCCGGUCAGCGUGUCCAGAGCAUCGGCUGUGGGAAGCAUCAUACAGGGAUUGUCAUGGCGGAUGGGACAUUGUAUAUGUGUGGAGCCAAUAACAAAGGUCAGCUGGGCCAGGAUAGGAACCAAUUCAGACCAGUUCAGGUAUCAGCACUGGAAACAGUGGUCAUCAAGCAAGUAGCCUGUGGAGAUGACCACACCCUAGCUGUCUCUGAUAGGGGUCAAGUUCUAGGAUGGGGCCGGAAUGACCGUGGUCAGUGUGGCCUUGCAACAGGGGAUGUUGAGAACAAACCAAGGCCAAGAAUUCUAAAGCACCUUGCGUCAUAUCAGUUUGUAAAAGUCUGCUGUGGUUCACUUCAUUCUAUGGCGCUAACUCGAGAUGGCAGGCUCUUUGCAUGGGGUGACAACACCUAUGGUCAGCUGGGUAUUGGGUCAUUAGUGACCAACUACACUGACCGUCCAACCGAACUGACCUCUCUCCGUGGGGUACCCUUGGUGCGGGUAUCCUGCGGUGGCUAUCAUUCCUUUGCUCUAACCGUCUCAGGGUCUGUCUUUGGUUGGGGGAAGAAUGAUGUAGGGCAACUUGGUCUUGGUAAUAAAGAAAAUAAAUCUUAUCCAACAUUGCUCAGGAAUAUGCGUUCUCAGAUGGUGAAGCACAUAGCUUGUGGACAGGAACACACAGCCAUGCUUACUGCAGAUGGUGGUGUCUUCAUGUUUGGCCAGGGGUCAGAAGGUCAACUAGGUCAUGGGUCAAACUACAAUGAGGUCAAUCCAAGAAAGGUUAUUGACCUAAUGGGCAGUGACAUCACACAGUUGACUUGUGGAAAACACCAUACAUUAGUCUUGGAGGGUUCCAAAGGCAGGUUAUAUGCCUUUGGUCAAGGAAUUCAUGGUCAGUUAGGCCAGAAUGAAUCCAGGUCCUGUUCCAAUCCAUUAAGAGUUCCUGGUCUUUGGGUGCCACACGGCUCUAUAAAGGAACAGAGUGUUUCUAAAGGCUGUGUGGUUAAGUGUAUAUAUGCCGGCGGUCAUCACUGCUUUUGUACAGUUACAGAUGCUGCAGAAAAUCCAGAAUUGCCUCUAGACUUCAGGGAGUGUACCCCUCACCAGGAGCCCACAUGCCUGACAGAAGACCUUAUCAAAGAACUCUCAACUACUGUACCAAAUGUAUCGCCACCUCCUGAAGUUAGAAAAACAGCUGAGGUUGUUUUCUCAUCAGCAGCCUGUCUUAAUGCGUCUUUCCUUAAAGCGAACAAUGGUCAUUAUUGCUGUGGCAAGUCAAACCAUGGGGUGGACCUUGACACAGCUAGAACUGCCUUCCAACAUCUUGCUGAUAAGAACAUGAUCCUUGAAAUACUAGCUGGCAUCAUCAAUGCGAGCCUUGUACCAAGUCUUCCAGAAUCCCCUCCAGAUGUUGAAGCCCUGAGACUCUACCUAUUAUUAAUGGAAUGUCCCGUCCUCAGCAGGCCUCAGGAACGGUGGUGCAGACAUACCAUUUCACAAAUAGGGAGUGCCUUAUGUGGGUUGAAAGGAGCAGCUGCUAAAAUACUAGCUCACUGGUGGUCAAAACUUCAGCCGAGACAUCUAAACCGCAUUCUUACUGUACAUAAAGAUGGUAUUCAAGCUAUUCUGCAGGUCGGUUCGUUCAGACAACUCUGCCCUGAAGACCAGUCAUUCCUAGAUAUAUGCAUGAGGGUCCUAGAUAAACUCAGUAAGGUAAGCAACAAAUUCUUUGUCAUCUCCAGGGGGGGGGGGGGUGUCUCACAAAGAUUUAAGUAUGACUUAGAGUCGCACUUAAAUGUCUAGUUGUGUGUGUUAUAAAAGGCAUGACCGCAUUGGUCAGAUCAUGUCAAGAGGAUGCGCACUUCUGCGUAUUGAUCAAUAAUAUUGCGCUUUGCCUAUCGUGUAUGCGUCAUACUUAAAUUUGUGUGAUACACCCCCCAGGUUAUUAUGUUCUUGUUCCCAUAACAUCUAGUAGUAUCAGAUAUGCCAUUCUUCUGGUUUUUUUCUUGAUUUCAGGCCGUAACACCUUCCCAUGUCAGGCUUUUCAGGAUUUAUAUUGUACAGCACAUAUAGAACUUGAACAAUUGUUUGGCUUUCAUGCCCAGUGAGUAAAUGUGUGAUUAUAUUUACUUUCAUUGACAAGAGCCAUUCAUUCUGAUGCUACUUCUGGCUGAAAUAAUGUCACCAAAAAUUUUUGUAGAUAAAGAAAUUAAGACAAAUAAACACAAAGAAGUAC
Molecule: messenger RNA, 2369 nt
Organism: Lytechinus pictus (painted urchin)
Lineage: Eukaryota; Metazoa; Echinodermata; Echinoidea; Temnopleuroida; Toxopneustidae
Product: probable E3 ubiquitin-protein ligase HERC4
Exons: 11
Coding region: 26-1936 (636 amino acids)
Source: RefSeq, a predicted model, not a curated record